This is a messenger RNA of Monodelphis domestica (gray short-tailed opossum), 3122 nucleotides long. It is a transcript of the gene CTNNAL1, whose product is annotated as catenin alpha like 1. Gene Ontology annotation, biological process: cell adhesion; Rho protein signal transduction. Gene Ontology annotation, molecular function: actin filament binding; cadherin binding. The record is from RefSeq and is a predicted model, not a curated record. NCBI's taxonomy places the organism in Eukaryota, Metazoa, Chordata, Mammalia, Didelphimorphia, Didelphidae.
CGACUACCCGGCCGGGGCUAGGAAGACAGAAGAAGCAACGGGCUAUGGCGGCGGGUCGGAGAGGACGCGGGGGCGCCCGAUUCCUACCCAAACUCUGGAGAAGCGGAGCAGAGGAGGCUGGCGUGACUUUUGUCCAUCUAGCCCCCGUCUCCUCUUAACGGUCUCGGAGAACCAGACCCUGUAUGGGAGAGACAUCAGCAAACUCUUUUGAAUUUGGAAAGCAACUAAGAUGUUGAGGGGUCUGGAACAAUGUUAUCAAGGACAAGUUUGAGAGAAGUGGACUAAAUAGAACACUUAAUUUUAAGCAAAACUGUAUAACUUUGGAUCAUCAAGGCCACUUGCUGUGAAAUGCAUCCAUAAAUAGCUAAAUGAGUUGGCCUGAUAGGAUUACUUAAUUAUUGAGACCAUAACAAAUAAAAACUGUAAUAAGGAGGGGAAAGAUGAACAAAGGACUCAGACCCAAAUGGAGCCUAAAUAACAAUAACUACACUUAUUAAUCAUAAAGAUAAAACAAAACGGUCAGAUAAGACUUUGCAAGCUAUUCAGCGAGUGGGACAAGCAGUCAACUUGGCAGUUGGAAGAUUUGUUACAGUAGGGGAAGCUAUAGCCAAUGAAAAUUGGGAUUUGAAAGAAGAAAUAAAUAUUGCUUGCAUGGAAGCAAAACAAGCAGGAGAAACAAUUGCAGAACUUACAGAUGUGACCAGCUUGAAUAAUGCAGAAUCUGAUGAACAAAUAACAAUUUUUACAGACAAAACAGGAGUUAUAAAAGCUGCAAGAUUACUUCUUUCUUCUGUGACAAAAGUGCUGUUACUGGCAGACCAAAUAGUUAUUAAACAGAUAAUAACUUCCAGAAACAAGGUCCUUGCAACUAUGGAACAACUAGAAAAUGUGAAGAGUUUUCAGGAGUUUGUGCAGAUAUUCAGUCAGUUUGGAAAUGAAAUGGUAGAAUUUGCACACCUAACUGGAGACAGACAAAAUGAUUUGAAGGAUGAAAAGAAAAAGGCAGAAAUGGCAGCAGCUCGGGCAGUUCUUGAGAAGUGUACUAUGAUGCUUCUCACAGCUUCAAAGACAUGUCUUAGGCAUCCUAAUUGUGAAUCAGCUCGUAAAAAUAAAGGAGGAGUAUUUCACCGAAUGAAACUGGCUUUGGAGCAAGUAAUUGAAAUCGUAACAGACUGCAGACCAAAUGGAGAGAAUGAAAUAUCAUCUGUCAGUAUAUAUAAUGGCAUAAAAGAAUUUAAGAUGAACAUUGAAGCUCUUCGAGAGAAUCUUUAUUUUCAGUCUAAGGAAAAUCUUUCAACAAUGUUGAAACUUAUCUUGGAACAUACAGAGGAUUUUACUGAUUCUGCCUACACCAGCCAUGAGCACAGAGAACACAUUUUGGAGCUAUCGAACCAAAUGAAAAUUGAAUUGCAGCACCUGAUUUCAGUAUGGAUGCAAGCACAAAGCAAGAAAACAAAGAAUAUCAUGGAAGAUCUGGAACUAGCUAUAUUAAAAAUAAUCCAGAGCACAAAUGAAUUUAAAAGAGAGCUCCACAGUGCAGCAGCAUUGCUUGCAAAAGAUCUUCUAAAGCACCACACAGAUCAUGCAGUUUUGAAAGCAUUAAAAAUUACUGGAGCAGAAGGAAACUUAGAAGCUUUGGCAGAAUACACCUGUAAGCUAUCUGAACAGAAAGAACAACUUAUUGAGAGUUGUCGAUUAUUGAGACAUAUAUCAGGGACAGAACCCCUUGAAAUUACUUGUAUGCAUGCAGAGGAGACAUUUCAGGUUACUGGUCAACAGAUAAUUUCAGCUGCUGAAACUUUGACAUUACAUCCAUCUAGCAAGAUUGCUAAAGAAAAUCUAGAUGUGUUUUGUGAAGCUUGGGAAUCUCAGAUCAGUGAUAUGUCAACAUUACUAAGAGAAAUAAAUGAUGUAUUUGAAGGAAAACGAGGAGAGAAGCGUGCCUAUCUUUCCCUUUCAAAGCCAGUGAAGAAUAACGCAAACUUGAAGUCAUUAAAGCCAACCAAGCUUGAUUCUGAGGAACAAGCAAAGAUAGCAAAACUUGGACUUAAGCUUCGUUUACUUACAUCAGAUGUAGACUGCGAAAUUGAAAAAUGGAAGAACCAGGAGAAUGAAAUUGUUCGACAUGGGCAGAACAUGUCCAGUAUGGCCUAUUCCAUAUACUUAUUUACUAGGGGGGAAGGGCUGUUGAAGAGUACUCAAGAUUUAAUUUAUCAAGUAGAGGUUUUUGCUACAGAGGGCUUAAAACUUUCUUCAGUUCUCCAGGCUUUCUCAAAACAGCUGAAAGAUGAUGACAAGCUUUUGCUUCUACUGGAAAUAAACAAGCUGAUUCCUCUGUGUCAGCAGCUUCAACUCACAGCCAAGGCCCCCAUUCAAAAUAAAAUAUUUACAAAGGUUGACAAAUGUAUUCUAAAAACAAGAUUUGUCAUGGCUACAUUGACCCAACUUCUCCCAGUUUGCUAUAAACUGAUGCACAAGUGCAAAUCAGAAAAUGAUUGUAUAAAUUCUCUUCAACCCUGGAUGGAAAGCAGAUGGCAAACAGUUACAACUAAAGACAGUAUGGAUGAAAAAACUGUAGAAGCUUUCGGGGUUAGAUCUCUAGAACAUAACAUAGCAAACCUGACAUUUUUAGAGAGCAAAUAAUCCUCAAAUUCUUCAGUGCUAUGAGAAAAUUAAUUAGGCGCUUUCUACUUGUUUGGGUUUUUUUUUUCUUCCCAUAAAGAUUUCAGAUUAUCAAACUUGUGGUAAUUCUUAGCAUCUAAUAAAUGUCAUGGUAGUUUUCAAAACUUUAACUGCAGUGUGAUUUUGUAAUGGGCAUGCAUAUCACUGCUAAUGUUUAUUUAAGAAUCAAAACCAUUUAUUCAGAAUGUCUUAAUGUUCAAUCCAAAGAAACAGCUCUGAAGAUGAUCUUACCUCUGACAUACUACUUGAUGUUCUGCUUACGUUUGCAGUUUUUAGUACCAUACAUAAAUGUUUUUGCAACAGUUUCAUUUCUGGGAAACUCCUUACUGCUUUGCAAUACCUUAAAUCUCUAGAAAUCAUUUAUUUUGGAAUAUGCCUAUGUUAUUAUUAAAUCAUUGUUUACGGGUAUCACUUAAUGGAAUAAAUGUGUUCCAACUGAA